CCCCACCCUUCUUUGCAAACUUCAGCUCAAUGGCUUCUCCUGGACCAGCAGACAAUACAAAUCAACUGCAAAUUACUGAUCUUGCUGAGGUACUUCAAUUACUCAGAAGACAUGGUUACUCAGGAGUCAGUUACUAUGAUCUUGGACUUUAUCUUGGCCUAUCCUCUGCUACACUGGAUGCUAUUAAAGAAAAUGAAAGAAAUGUUGACAGUUGUCUACGUGAGUGUCUCAAAGCAUGGUUACAGAAAGCUGAUAAUGUGCAGAAGAAAGGUGGUCCUAGUAUCUAUUCAUUGGUAUCAGCAUUGAGGGAAUUAGGAGAGAAUGGAGUAGCUGAUGGAAUAGAUAUGGAGAAGCAUCCUGGUUGUAAAAUUCUUGCUCAUUUUUUCUCAAACCAAUCUCUACUGUCUGCAUUACCUCAGCUGACUGAAUUGUUGUGUUCAGAGAAGCUAAUAAAAGAGGUGAUGCUGUUUGCUACUGUAGAAGGAAAAGCUCUACUGAUUCAAAUAAAGGAAGCAGUUUGCAAUGACUACAGAAAGCUUAUAAUAUUUGCUGAGAUUUUGUGUAAAGUAAAGAUCACUGUUGGAAUAGGAAAUGUCAUUAAGAAAGAAUACAGAGAGCUAUAUUGCAGAAAUGAUUUACCAGAAAUGGGUGAAAGUAGUGCUAAAUAUCCAAAAUUUUAUCUUCCACUAAAAAUGGCAACAAAAUUUAUGUCAAUGAGAGUAAAAUUUAGCAAUACAUUCAAAAAAGUGGGAUUAAUCAUUAAAAGAAAGCCUAUUCCAAUGUUUGAAGACGUUAGAAGUACAUUGAGGUUUUUUUGUAAAUCCUUACGACCUCAACUAGCUGUGUGUCAAGAUAUAGAUGAUAUCUUAGAAUUAAUUAGUGAUAAUAGUUCACUUAUUGAUAUUAGUUUACUGGAGAGUUUAGUUGAUGAGCUUAAUAUAGAUGAAGCUAAGGAAGUUCUUCUAGAAUAUAAUGAUAAAGCUGCUAAGGAGCUUAAUAAAAAAGAUCUUACACAAUGUCUGGGAGAAAUAUUUUCAAGCAUCUCACUACUUCAGUGUGAAACGAUUACAAUUCUUGUUGACAAAAGUCAUGCCAAAUUUAUACUUGAUGAUGUCAGAAUAUGUCUAAAAAAUUUGUUUGAAAAUUCAUCACCUCUUGUCAGGCUAAAUGUGAUUAAAGAAGAUAAUUCUUUCACCAUCACUUGUUCCUUUCUUUUGACUAUAUUUAAGCAGUUAAUUACAGUUGCUCUUAAUAAUAUUGACGUAUUGAAAGAAAACAAAGUGAAGAGAUUAACCAUUGGAUACUGCACUGUGUAUGAGGUAAAGGACACCUCCAUUGCUACUACAACAGAAAUAGAUGAAUACACCUCAUCAUUAUCAACUAGUAGUGGCUUAAUGAAACAAUUGAUGCUGUCAUUGAGUGUACAACUGAUUAAUAGUAAAGAGGAGGUUACUACUUUAAAUGAGGAAAAUAUGAUAACUAAGAAAGGUGCAGAGUUAUUGAAGAAUGAAACAGAGUCAUUGAAGGAAACACUGGGUACUAAAAGCAAAAUGCUGAGUGCCUAUAGAGCAGAGAGUGAUAGGUUUGAAAGAAUAGCAGCUGAGACAAAGCAGUUACUACUAGAGAAAGUAUCACACUUAACAGAAAAUGAAAAAUAGGAAAAUGAGAAACUGAAAGAAAUAAAAGUAU
This is a messenger RNA of Amphimedon queenslandica, 1689 nucleotides long. RefSeq lists its product as uncharacterized. The transcript has 9 exons. The coding region runs from base 30 to 1658 and encodes 542 amino acids. The record is from RefSeq and is a predicted model, not a curated record. Gene Ontology annotation, biological process: signal transduction. Gene Ontology annotation, molecular function: protein binding. Lineage: Eukaryota; Metazoa; Porifera; Demospongiae; Haplosclerida; Niphatidae.